Messenger RNA from Eucalyptus grandis, 2420 nucleotides. RefSeq names its product 3-hydroxyisobutyryl-CoA hydrolase 1-like. Gene Ontology annotation, molecular function: 3-hydroxyisobutyryl-CoA hydrolase activity. Gene Ontology annotation, biological process: L-valine catabolic process. The coding region runs from base 277 to 579 and encodes 100 amino acids. The record is from RefSeq and is a predicted model, not a curated record. The transcript is spliced from 7 exons. NCBI's taxonomy places the organism in Eukaryota, Viridiplantae, Streptophyta, Magnoliopsida, Myrtales, Myrtaceae.
UAUCCAAGCUCUUUAUUGUUCUACCAAAUCGGGCCACCCACGUCUGAGCGUCAGCAUCAGCAUCGCUUCCGAACGGACGCAAGAAACAGCGGCGGCGGCAGCAGCCAAGGUCGAGUUUUCGGCUGUUUCUGAUCGAGCAUUCGCUGGUUGCGUGUCUGCGCGACCGGGUACGAGGAAGACCCAUUUGAGGUUUCUCCGUGAUCUUCAUCGUGGAAGGAGUUCCUGACUGAGUCUUGUUGGAAUCUGCCUCUUUGGAGUCGGAGAAGGGUAGGUUCCAUGGCUUCGUUCUCCUCCGGGGAUGGCCAGGAAGAUCAGGUUUUGGUGGAGGAGAAGUCCUUUGUGAGGGCACUCGUACUAAACAGACCCAAGCAACUGAAUGCUCUUUCUUACGAUAUGAUAUCUCGGUUAUUGGAACUUUUCCUUGUUUAUGAGAAGGAUUCUAAUGUGAAGUUGGUAAUCUUAAAGGGAAAAGGAAGAGCUUUUUGUGCCGGUGUGGUGAUGUUGCAGCUGUUGUGCAUGAUAUCAACAAUGGAAAUUGGAAGUCGGGUGAAAUCUUCUUUCGGAAGGAGUUCACUUUAAAUUAUCUGAUGGCAACAUACAGUAGACCUCAGGUUUCAAUCUUGGAUGGCAUUGUCAUGGGAGGAGGGGCUGGUUGUUCCAUACACGGUAGUUUUCGCGUGGCGACAGAGAAUUCGGUUUUUGCUAUGCCUGAAACAGCUCUGGGUCUCUUUCCAGACAUAGGUGCCUCGUAUUUCCUGUCAAGGGUCCCGGGACAUUUUGGUAAUGGCCAGUGAUAGAAAAAGGCACUUUAUCUUCUAUCUAGUUUUAUGAGUCGAUAUUAACUGAAGAUUAAAAGUUUCUAACUUCUGGAAGUAUGUCAAUAUAUUUAUUGGGUAGAGGUUCAGUUGUUAAUGCUGUCAGGAGCAUUCUACUGGUAGUGCUUGUGGAAGUGCUAGUCUGUAGUGUACUAUGGAUGACUUAGAAAAUGUAGGCGACAACCAACACAUUUGAGUUCCUGAAUCAAUAUAUCAUAAGCUGGUGGGCUUCCAUCUUAUAUUCUGCAAUAUGGCAAAUUUGCUACCAUGUUAAUUUGGGAUUUAGGAAGCAUAUUCUUCGGAAGAUUGGGAAACAUGAGCUAAGGAAUAAUUUCCUCAAAACGUAUGUCGAGAGGACAAACAGUGCAAUCGAUGGAGCGACAAAUGAUGCAUAAUAGUGAUUAUAUGGCUAGAUGAUGCGAUUUAAUGAAAUGCAGGGUUGACAUACUUUAGUGACUGUCCACCUUUUACACUUUGAUUAUCACCUGCAGGGUGAUGAGAAGAAAACAACAUUCUUUCUCGUGUUUUGGGUUGAACAUUGGUUUCAGUUGCUUCUGUUUGGAAGAUGGAUAAAUUCCGAGCUGGAAUAUACACAUUACUUCUUUUUCUUCUUUUUCUCCUUUCAAACAGAAAAAUGAAUCACACAAGUGCGACUGCAUUCACUUUUUGGAGUUCUGCUGGCACUUUAUUUGUGGCAUUGGGAUCUCGACAUUAAAAAUCAUUACUCGACUGGGAAACCGAGUUUUUUUCUUUCAUUUUGCCUCAGAUCACCUAUGGAAUGUAUAUCAUGACAACUGUAUGCUUGAUUUAAAUUUUAGAGGUGCAGGCAUAUGCCUAGGACGCCAUCUUCUCUCUCAGUGUCUCUGACCUGGAUAAUGGCUGCCAGUAUCAAUUAAAAUGUAGAGAAUAAGAAUUAAUUUAAAGACCUGCGAUGGAUAGAUGAACAGAGUAAUAGCUAAAAUUCAUAGUAGGGUUGAGAAGUCUUAGUAGCUCGAGGAAGCGCGAGCCGGUGAUAAAUUGAAUUGGUUUCUGGUAGAAGAGAUGCUCUCGGUGAUAAAUUGAAUUGGUUUCUAGUAGAAGAGAUGCUCUCGGUGAUAAAUUGAAUUGGUUUCUGGUCGAAGAGAUGGAGAGCUCGUUUACGUAUUAUUCGCUUGAAAUGACCAUGUAUGGAGAUUUCCGACUCUUAGACUCAGUAAUUUCAAAAUUUUCUUCAGGUUUUCCAAUUAAUGUCAGCAUGAAAUUCGGUUUUUGAUUGUUGGUUUUCUUUUAGUAUGCUUAGCUGAUUGCGUCGGACACCGACGGAUUGAUUGACUUGAUAAUGUUUGACGCUUAAUUUGCAGAUAAAGCCCAAUCCUACUUCUCCCGUGGAUCGCUUUCUCUCUCGCCGUCAUCUUCUCUCGCUCAUCCCUUGCCUUGAGCUCAUAGAUAUCCCUGAGGAAUGUAUUAUUUGCUCUUGGAUCGAGAUGAAUUGGCUGUUAAAUUCUGGAGUUCGUAGAAGUUUUUCAGUCUUGAGCUUACAUGGUAAGCUGUAGCUUGAGGCUUUUGCCCCGAGUACUUAAGAACAGUCCUGACACUCAGAAAUAUGAUAAAGAACAGAAUUCAGUA